Molecule: messenger RNA, 2805 nt
Organism: Penicillium riverlandense
Lineage: Eukaryota; Fungi; Ascomycota; Eurotiomycetes; Eurotiales; Aspergillaceae
Product: DUF3723 domain-containing protein
Exons: 5
Coding region: 1-2805 (934 amino acids)
Source: RefSeq, a predicted model, not a curated record
AUGUUCUUUGCGUCCGAAAUGGGAAAAUGGCGCAGGUUUUGCACCGCGCGGAGGUUCAAGGUGAUGCCGGACCCCGUGUUCAACGAAGAAAACGAAGAGAUACAGAUUGCAUCUGAGCGACGCCGAAAAUUCCAAGGUACCGCCAAGGUGAAAAUUGACCAGAUCCACUUCGAUCCUCCUUUGCCUCAGGAUCUGAAUGAAAAAAACUUGGAGCGACUUCGUGGGAUCUUUUGUGGGCCGAAUGGGGAAAACCAAUGCCGUCGUCACGAUAUUGAAAAUCAUAUCCCCGCGAUAGUGUCUGAACACUGUCUUAGUGCAGCACUGCAGAGUGCGGCCGUUACCAGUGAGAAGCUGUUCGCCAGUUCACCAGAACAACUUCCGAAUCUUAGCUUUCCGAGCGGAGCGCUGAGAGGCUUACAUGGUCGGCAUCGGAUACAAGUGGCUCUAGAAAUUUUAUCGGAUCUUGACAAGUGGUGGAGUGUAGAUCUCUACUUAGACGACAUCGGAGACCAGCUCAAGACGACCUUGAUUGAUGAAUACUCCAACCAAAUAGCCCCGACCAACGGAAAAAUCUAUCGAAAGAUACGUCAGUACGAGGGUCAGGGUAACUAUCGUUUCCGACAGCGUUGGUUUUUAAGACUAUCAAAAACCAAUCGAGAUCGGCUUGACCAGUUGGAUAAGCGAAAGAACAGCCGUCUGCGAGAUGCAUUCGAUGCGCUUCUUCCAUUUCCCGCCCUUUGGAACCGCGCAAUGAGGAUUAGUAUGAUACCUCGGUUAAUCGCGUGUGAUUGUGUCGAGGAAAAUGUGAACUAUCUCCGUGACGUAAACCUGUGUUGGACUCUCAUUGUCAGGAGUAUCGAAAAUGGGAAAUCAAGGAUUACCGAGGAUGAUGUCGAAAGUCUCGAGCUAAAAGCACCUUCCGCAUCGGAUCCGGACUCUCGAGAGGUAUACGGUCACCUUAUAAGUGGCGCUAUAUUCACCCAUUUCAGUGACGAAGAGCGGCAACAAAUUUGGCACAAUCUGAAAUGCUGGGAUGGCCUAAUACCCUCUCUUUCCACUUUUUUCGAAGACUUCAAGUUUCUAGAAAGCUGCGCUCAUUGUAUAAAACGACUCUUUGGUCAUUGCGAACGAUCUAUAUGGAAUACCAUGAGGCACAUGUUUAUUGUCUCGCCAGAGCUAGCGAAGAAUUUCCCGAUUCAGACAGGAGAGAAUGCAUUUGUUUCUAUCGAUGCUUCUGGAAUUGACUAUUUUGAUAUUGCCUACCGACAGGUGUGGUUGUAUGCUAUGCGGCAUUACCCCUCCAUGCCACCUGACCCAAAGAGCGAGGAUGAUUUACUAGCAAAGCAGAACCGAGCAAAACCGGACAGACGUGCAAUCUACCAUAUGGCUAAACUCGCCAACUGUCAAGGAUUUCGCUCUGGAGAAAUCAUGAAGAUUGGGGAAGAGUCUCUUGAUCGGCAAAUGGCUCGAGAUGUUCUUCUGAAUGCCCGAGUUCCUGAAUAUUAUCAAUAUGAUAACGACUCAUUUGAAAGUUUGGUAGACCGGAUAGUCGACUGCUUCGAGAAAGCUGCCCCUCGUGAGAGGAAGGUGACGUAUCAGGCUCUCCGCAGCUUUGCCAAUCGCGGGGCACGAUGUGGAAUGCCACGAAUAAGAUCUCACAAAUUGGACAGUCCCAAUCUAUUCCUCGACAAAUUACAUGUUAACACUCAAACAGCCAAUGAGCCCGUUAGUACUCUCCUCGUACGCCAGUGUGUGUACAUCAGGUUUUUUGGACGGCCUGCCAGCCUCUCACCAGAAUUUUUCCUACAGAAUACAGGCGUGAACGAUCUUCCGCCUGCCCCGCAAGGAGCUGAAAGCGGGACAAAUGGGGAAAUUUCGAUGGAGGAAGCACUACAAGAACAUACGCUAUCGGAAGAAGAGACAGACUCAUCAAACGACGACAUUUCCAUGAACGAUGCCCCAGAAGAUGAUAACUCAGUUGGUGAUUCAUCGGGCAGAAAAAGAAGGAAAGCAACAGCGCGGAAACGUUUCGCUUCCAAUGUGGGCAUGGGCACACCCAAAAAAGGCCGAGUGGAAAAGAAGAAAACCAAAGAAAAGAAGAAAACAAAAGGCGGCGUGAAAUCGGACAAAGGAAAAAGACACUCGCAAACUUCAGCUGAAAACCCACAACAAAUCGUGACCAGACAAAGUCACCAUGAGUCACCGCUUAUCCGGCAAGACCCUAAGCCUGAUUCGCCACAUGAAUUGUCAACGUCUCAGGACCAUGGACAGCAAAUACGCGAACAAACUCCUGGAGAUGGGAUACUGAACGAGAACCCGGAGUCGCACGAUACCAAUGCGACGUCCACAUUAGAGGAUGGUCAAGACACGAGCGGCAAUGUGACUACUUCGGUCCAGGUAUUAAGCGAGCAUCCAGUGUCACACGAUACUCACGCGAUCGCGAUCUCUACGAUGGCGUUUGGCCGUGAGACUGCGGGGAAUGACAGCCCAGGGAACACAGGACAGAAAAUUGAAGUGACAUUCUAUCGUCUGCAAUCAUGUGACUAUAAAGAAUCGUUACACAAGUCGACCGACUAUAAGAAUUCGUCAAAGCAAAUUAAGUGGAUGAAAGAGCCGGAGACCCUUUGGACAGAUUUCUCAAACCCAUUGGAUAGGUCCCGAGUCGAGGAAAAGGCAAACGAGUAUCGACAGAGGUGUAACUUGUUCGACCAUCUUCCGGAGAAGGAGUUGAAGCAAAAUGCCAAAGGAAAUAAAAUCAUCUUUGGAAGUUUCGCCAACCUGAGACAAGUCCUGGUUGUCUUAUGA